This is a messenger RNA of Syzygium oleosum, 1423 nucleotides long. RefSeq names its product agamous-like MADS-box protein AGL66. Gene Ontology annotation, molecular function: protein dimerization activity; RNA polymerase II cis-regulatory region sequence-specific DNA binding; DNA-binding transcription factor activity, RNA polymerase II-specific. The record is from RefSeq and is a predicted model, not a curated record. Bases 218 to 1252 code for a protein of 344 amino acids. Gene Ontology annotation, biological process: positive regulation of transcription by RNA polymerase II. The transcript has 12 exons. NCBI's taxonomy places the organism in Eukaryota, Viridiplantae, Streptophyta, Magnoliopsida, Myrtales, Myrtaceae.
CUUCCAUCUCUCUUCUCCCAUUAACUCAUAACCAUCUCUCUCUCUCUCUCUCUCUCAACAAAUCCUCCAUUCAAGGCCUCCUUGUCCUGGCAUUACAUCCACCGGGAAAGAUGCAUUUCUGUGGAGCUUGAAAAUAGGAGGAGGAUUUGAAGCUCUCCAAUGGAACAUUUUGCCUCUCCUUAGGAGGAUGAUCGACUGCAUCGGCGACGAAUAAAAGAUGGGUCGUGUUAAGCUAGAGAUAAGGAGGAUAGAGAACAUCACGAACCGCCAAGUGACGUUCUCGAAGCGCAGGAAUGGGCUCAUCAAGAAGGCGUACGAGCUCUCCGUCCUCUGCGACAUCGACAUCGCUCUCAUCAUGUUCUCUCCCUCCGACCGCGUGAGCCACUUUUCGGGAAAAAGAAGGAUCGAGGAUGUGUUCACCCGUUUCAUUAACCUCUCCGACCAAGAACGAGACACUCCUAGAUGUCCAGGAUCGUCGCACGCUGACCACCCCAAAUUUCCCGCUAUCCAAAAUAAAGAGUACUUGCUCAGGACCCUCCAGCAACUCAGGAAUGAGAAUGACCUCGCUCUCCAAAUUGCAAAUCCGGGGGCAGUCGACUCCGAUGCCGAGGAGCUCCAUCAGCAAAUUGGCAUAUUGAGGCAGCAACUUCUGGAGGCAGACGAGCAGAUACGAAUAUAUGAGCCGACUCUGCUUCCAAAAAAUACAUCUUUGAAGGAUCUGGAGUCAAUUGAGAAUACUCUUGUGGACACCCUUCAACGCGUGGUGCAGAGAAAGGAGCAGUUGAUGGUAAACCAUCUAUCUCCUUACGAUCCAUCCGGUAUGCAGCAAGGGAUGUCGAGCUCCUUCGACAAUGAUGUCGGGUGGUUGUCGGAAAACGAUCCAAACAAUGCGCAGUUCUUCGACUCAUCCGCUUCUCUCAUGCAAGUCAGGGAUCUCUCAUCUUCACUAUAUCAAACGUUAGUACAAGCGACGGGCUCAAGCUGCAUUGACCCAAGAAGCAUGGCAGAGUCACAUGUAUCAAACCCUAGUGAAGGAAAUAUCUCAGCUUGGCCUCAGGAGUACACUUCAACUGCCCACAAUCCAAAUAUGAUUCCUCAGUCCUUUUACACUCAGCAUGGCAUGGGGGUCCCGGAAUUGCCAGAAGUGAUGCAAUGUGAGCAGGUGGAGAUGCCAAUGAGCAGCUCCCACCUAACAGCAGAUAAUGAAGCUCCACAAUAUGACACAGAAAGCCCUCAUAUCAAUGGGCAAUGAGUAAUUAAUUAUUAUUAUUUUUUGAUUACCCUUUGUUGGGUUAAAUUGUAUUUAGAAAAGUGCUUACGUGUGUGGAGAAACCCACUCCAGCAAUUACUUGUAAUUAGUGGCCAGAAUCUUUCACGUGAAAGCUUUGUAGAAUAUAAUGAAUUGUUGUGAAAUAUGAAGUUC